AUGAAUUUAGAAGAAUUGAAUGAAGAUGAAAAGAAAACAAUUCAAGUUGUUAAAGAAUUUAGAGAUUUUCUUGAAUAUGAGUACACAUUGAAAGAUAAUAUUAGAUUUUCAGCAGAUAGCACUUUGAACAUGUGGAACAAUUGUCCUGAUAGUUAUAUUGCAGCAAUUAAAGAAGAAAUUAAUGGUGAAACUGAUGAUUUUAAUUACAUUAAGAGACUUGAAGAAUUAAGCAACAAAAUUUUCAAUAAGUUCAGUGCUUUAGAUGAACAAGAAGAAAUAAAUCCAGAAGAAAAUAAAGAACUAAAACAAACAAUUGAAAUAGGUAAAGAAAUAGUUGAACAAGAAAUAAGUGAUUAUCAAAAGAAAAACCAAAGUUUACAAAAAGAAAUAGUAGAUCAUAAGAAUAAGAUAAUAAAUUUAAAGAAGGAAUUUGAAAACUUAAAAGAAACAGACUAUGAAAGUUACAGAAAAGAAAAAGAUAAUGAAAUAACUAAUAAAGAUAAUCAACAUCAUCAACUAAAUACUGAAGAUAAAAUGUUUAGAAGAUAA
Molecule: messenger RNA, 549 nt
Organism: Entrophospora sp. SA101
Lineage: Eukaryota; Fungi; Glomeromycota; Glomeromycetes; Entrophosporales; Entrophosporaceae
Source: the annotation of a GenBank genome assembly